Molecule: messenger RNA, 240 nt
Organism: Bipolaris zeicola 26-R-13
Lineage: Eukaryota; Fungi; Ascomycota; Dothideomycetes; Pleosporales; Pleosporaceae
Exons: 4
Coding region: 1-240 (79 amino acids)
Biological process (GO): protein N-linked glycosylation
Source: RefSeq, a predicted model, not a curated record
AUGUCGAGCCCGCUUCUAGACGUCUGGGAGGCUGCUGCUUCCCAGCCCUUUCAUCCUACCAUCGGAAAGGAUACGCAAUUCACCGUCGGCUUUGUACUGCUGGCUGCAUCCCUCGUCCUGACCACCAUCUUUGGCUUGAACCGAUCCCUCGUCAACCUGCCAAUUCUCGGGGUUCCGGCAUCACUGGCAUUCGGCUUCGGCGCUGUGUACAUGAUUUGCGCAGUCGGCGUAUACGUCUAG